Molecule: messenger RNA, 1032 nt
Organism: Uloborus diversus
Lineage: Eukaryota; Metazoa; Arthropoda; Arachnida; Araneae; Uloboridae
Product: histone-lysine N-methyltransferase SETD1A-like
Exons: 9
Coding region: 1-1032 (343 amino acids)
Source: RefSeq, a predicted model, not a curated record
AUGGCCCCCAAAAAGAAAACUCAGCCGAAGAGGAAAUCCAAAUUGGUUAAAGAAAUGGAAACAGUAGUGAGGGAUUUCUUCAACGAGGGAAGAAAAAAAUCCCGUUAUGAUGCAUUUUAUGGCAAGUACGACCUCCCAAAUCCAGAUGUUGAGGUGAUUAGCAUGCAGGAUUUGGAGAACAUAGUUCUUGCUGAGAAGAACAAGAGAAAGAGGAUCCGGGAGGCUUCUGCGGCUCCAGCCCCCAAGAGGAGCCGAGUCGAUCCGGUGGAAGACUUGGUAGGGGAAGUGGACGAGGAUGGGGCAGGGCCAUCCGACCCCAUUCUCAAGGUCCGUAAAAGUCGACUGGAGUCUUAUGAGACCCUGAUCAAGGACCUCCAGGAGCAGCUGGCUGCCAGGGACCAGCAACUUGCCCGGAUCGAGCAGGAGAAUGCCGACCUGAGGGCACGCCUGGAUGAAAGGGAGAGGUUGAGGCAAGUCCCCCUUCCUGAUGUCGACGGGGAUGAGGCCUCAUCGUCCUCAUCAUCAGUGGAUCCCCUCCUGGCGCUGCGCACCUGGAACAGGGACACCAGCUCCUCCUCCUCCCGCUCCUCCUCCUCCCGCUCCUCCUCCUCCAGCAUCCCCUGCCGGAAGCGCCGCCGCGUGCAGCGGCUGACGUCCCCAUCGCCGCCACCCGAGGAGGACGUCGACCCGGACAUGGCCGGGUACUCGGACAAUUUCGCCCUGCCUGUCGCCCGGCGUCCUGCUGGCGUGGGCGUUGGAGACGGGGGCGCGGUGGCUCCGCGCCGGCGUCAGCGCCUGAUACCGCCGCCAGUGCCGCAGUUCGCGCCGGUCUCCGACCGGCGAGUGAGGCGGCCGGUCGAGCGGUACCAGGCGCCCGCCGGCUCGGUGCCGCACCGCCCUCGACUGCCGCCCCCCAGCAGGCGUCCGCGGCAGCGGGCCGCCGCCCGGGGCCCCCGCCUUGUCCGGAGCAGUGGGAUUAGAAUGACUACACCGCUAGUAGAAGUGAACCUGCAAAACAUGUCCUCAGCCUGA